Messenger RNA from Botrytis deweyae, 2371 nucleotides. RefSeq lists its product as uncharacterized. Gene Ontology annotation, cellular component: membrane. The record is from RefSeq and is a predicted model, not a curated record. NCBI's taxonomy places the organism in Eukaryota, Fungi, Ascomycota, Leotiomycetes, Helotiales, Sclerotiniaceae. Gene Ontology annotation, molecular function: transmembrane transporter activity. The coding region runs from base 675 to 2210 and encodes 511 amino acids. Gene Ontology annotation, biological process: transmembrane transport. The transcript has 3 exons.
ACCAUUAACCUGCCAGGAUCUGUGGAUUAGGGUGCGGUACUUGUACAUCCAAUUGAUUAUCUUCACGAGAAGGUUUAACCGGCAUAAAAUGACUCGACGAAAAGGGCUGAGGAGACAGGAGAGGACUUGUCUUGACAGAAAGUUUGACUCAAGGUAGUUCAGGACUGUCGCCACCGCUUCUUUCUCAUGAUUCGACCUGGCUACUAUAUACAGAGUACAAUUUGAUCAUACUACAUUAAUGGCAUUCCUACGCAUUCCACGCGGCAUGAAUAUCUACCAAGAGAUUACCUAUCUUGAAUUCGUGUGUAAUCGAAUCCAUCCUUGGAGAUAAACCUUAUCACAUCAUGAUAACCAUACAGGCCCAAUAAAAUUCCAGCAUAGAAUCACUAUCGCCUACCUCAGAAAGGUACAAUAAAUGCAGGAAAUUGCUUCUGCAUUGGUUCUAACUUAUCCUAAAGGCUGGUCAUACCGGGUGCUUGGUAUAGUCGUCCCUAUGUCUCAUAACCCCCGCAGAUGUCUCCCAAUCAAUUACGGAGCCCUCGACGGAGAAUUUAUAUAUCGCGCAUGAACCCAUCUUAACAAGAUCCCGUCACUCUUUCGUAUUUUAUACUAGACCGUGAAUCUCUUGACCUAGAAAUAUCAGGUACUGAGGGUUCUAAGUACCUCCCGCGACAAUGAAUACGACAAUGAUUGACGAGGAAAAGAAAACCUCUUCGACAACUUCUCCACCGGACUCAAAUGAGUUGGAUAAUCUCGAAGCUCUUGGAUAUACUGAAGAGCUUCAACGAAAUCGAUCGUUGUUUACUCUUCUUUUUCAAUCGCUUGCAAUUGCCGCAAUACCUUAUGGAGAAGGCGGGCCGCUGAUCAGUGCUAUAUAUGGAGGAGGUCAGCUUUCCAUAUUUGUUGGCUGGAUCGUGGUUCUUAUUCUAGAUGAAUGUGUGGCUUUAUCAUUGAGUGAACUUGCCUCGAGGUAUCCAACCUCGGCUGGACCUUAUUAUUGGUCUUUCCAGGUAGCAAAGAGACACAAGACUAUACUCUCAUUCAUCACAGGCUGGGUAUGGCUCAUUGGAAACUGGACAAUAACGUUAUCCGUCAACUUCGGAUUUGCGUCGCUGAUAUCUGCAACUGUUGCCAUGUAUCAUCCAGACUUUGUUGCAUCUAGCUGGCAGCUUACCCUCAUCUUCUAUGCCAUUUGUCUCAUCACAUUAGUAAUAUGCACAUUUGGCAACCGAUUCCUACCUAUGGUUGAUACGAUAUGCGCAGCUUGGACAGCGAUUAGUAUCCUCAUCAUUCUCAUCGCUCUUUCAGUCUCAGCUAAGGAAGGUCGACAUAGUGCUAGCUAUUCUCUUGGAAAUUACGAUACCUCUUUCGCUGGAUGGGGAGGUUUCACUUUCUUCAUCGGUCUUCUACCAGCCGCGUAUACCUUCUCUGCAAUUGGCAUGAUCUCCUCAAUGGCAGAAGAGGUUUCCAACCCCACAAUCAAAGUCCCAAAAGCAAUAGCACUAUGUGUGCCGGUUGGUGGAAUAGCUGGUCUGUUCUUUAUCAUCCCGAUCUGUGUGACGAUGCCACCGCUCGCUGACGUAAUUGGUGCACCCAAUGGUCAAGCAAUCCCGUACAUCUUUCACAGGGUCAUGGGCUCUCCCGGAGGUGGUCUAGGUCUUACAUUUUUGGUACUUGGUAUCACUAUGUUCUGCUCAAUUAGCAUCACAACUGCCGCGUCACGCUGCACCUGGGCAUUCGCUCGCGACCAGGCAAUCCCCGGCUCUAAGAUUUUCUCAAUUGUCAACAAGUCUUUAGGCGUACCGGUAAAUGCUCUCAUAUUCGUCACUAUUGUUCAAAUGCUCUUGGGUCUUAUCAACCUCGGCAGCAGCAGUGCCUUUACUGCUUUUGUUUCAGUAGGCGUUAUAGCACUUUCACUUUCUUAUGCUAUCCCAAUUGGCUUAUCAUUACUAUGGAAUAAAAGACGAGAAGUAUCUCACGCACGGUGGAAUUGUGGGCAUAUGGUCGGAACAACCGUAAAUGUGGUAGCCUUGGUAUGGAUUACCUUUGAGGUGGUCUUGUUCAGUAUGCCCACGGCAUUACCUGUUACAAAGGUGUCGAUGAAUUAUGCAAGCGUAGUAUUAGUGGGAUUCAUGGCAAUAGCGGCAGUUUGGUAUGCUGCUUACGCUAGAAAAGUAUACAAAGGACCACCAGCGUCAGAUGGGUUGUGAGGCUUUAUCCAUGACCUACACUGAUUUAAUCUUUAUCUCUCUUUUCAGUUCUUGAUUUCUUAGAACUCUCCUAUGUAUAUAGCUAGUCGCUUUUCAUAUAAUGUCUUAACUAUAUAAUAAAUGAGCUCUGUAGUUACUCAAUAAUAUUGCUGAUUUUCCCA